Messenger RNA from Brassica napus (rape), 3678 nucleotides. RefSeq names its product jacalin-related lectin 14-like. Bases 1653 to 3419 code for a protein of 588 amino acids. Gene Ontology annotation, molecular function: carbohydrate binding. The record is from RefSeq and is a predicted model, not a curated record. Lineage: Eukaryota; Viridiplantae; Streptophyta; Magnoliopsida; Brassicales; Brassicaceae. The transcript is spliced from 5 exons.
AAUUCCCAUUCGUAAUGAUCAUCCACUGUUGACACUUGACAGUUGGAUUGUUGUCAAGUAGGCAUGAAGUUGCAUAUGUUCAUCCAAGCGAGCAUGAGGAAGAAUCUGGUUGCAGCUGUAGAGAAUUGAUAGUGUUGCAUCUUCUUGAAUUCCAAGAGAGAAGUUGGAGUCGUUAUGCAGGUAGUGCUUGAGAGAGCUAAAGGUGGACCAAUUCUCAGUCCAGAACCGACAGGUGAUACAAUUCCCCCACUCUUAGCUUGAUACAAUCAUAUAUCAUAUAUAGGUCUUAUUUUGAGCAGUUUGUUGAUUAACCAUGAAUUUCUGGUGCUUGGUUGUAGGGUCCAGAAAGUGUUAAGGUUUCCAAUAAGAAGAAGUUCAGUCAAUUAAAAAAAAGACAAAUGGAGAUAUAGUUUCUACAUACUCUCUUCAAUUCUAAAAAAUCCAUGUUUUAGAAUUUUCACAUUUUUUAAUAAAACAUACUAUCAAUUCUAAAUUUAUAACUUAGUUAUAAGUGCAUAGUUUUUUGUAAUUUUAUAUGUCCUAUAUUUUUAAACCAAUAAAAAAUUUUAAAAAAUGCAAUUAAUGUUUUUGAACUUCACAAUUUUUCAUUAUUAGUUGACAAAAAUUACAUUGGAAAUAUAAAAUAUGUAUCUUUUUGAGACAUAAAUUUUCUCUAUAAUAUACUCCCUCCGUUUUUUAAUAUAAGUCGUUGUAGAGAAAUUUUUUUGUUUCAAAUUAUAUGUCGUUUUCGGUUUUCUAUGUAAAAUUUAUUAGUAAUUAAUAUUGUAUGACCAAUAGUAAUAUAUCUUUUAUUUUUCCAUUGGUUCAAUUGUAGUUAGGUAAAUAAUUAAUGAUGUUUUUGUUUAGAAAAUAUAAGAAAUUAAUGGUUUUCUUAAUCUACGUGCAUAGCUGUAAAACGACUUAUAUAAAAAAACGGAGGGAGUAGAUCUUUUAGGAACGUGAGGAGUAUGUUUUAAGACUCUCUCGACGAGAAACAUUUUCAUUCUCUCUCUUUCCUAAUUAAUUUUUUUCAAUACUUAGAUGCUGAUAAACCUAUUGACAUACUGUCAAUAAUAAUGGUCUGAAUAUGCUGUAUAAUAUUUCCCGUAUGAACUAGUCAUAUUGUUUUGUCAACUAGAAUUAGUUAUAGAUAUAUAAAAUUAUACACUGGGUCUUUCGCAGAAAUAUUGACGUCUGACCUUAUCAAUACUUGUAUAUCAUUUAUAAAGACAUGAUCAUGCCUCCCUCUAUAGAUUAACCAUGUUCUAUUCUUUACCACAAUAAUCUCUGAUCAUCACGUCUUCUUCUCUCCUCAGCCACCAAGGUUACUUCCCUUUCUCUCUCUCUCUCUCCUUUCCAAUAUUGCAGAACUCUAUAUGGUUUUAUCCCUGCAUUUACUAAAUCUGAAAUAUAGUCCAAAAUGUUAAAUGUAAAUGUAAUAGGCAUUUUGUAAUAACUUGUCCAUGUACAACAUGAAAUGUUGCUGAUUAAAGUUUCCUCCGUUUUAAGCUUUUCAUCGUGAAAGAGUAUUUUUCUCUAUCAAAUUCCCAACAUAAUAAAGAAACACAUGCAUGUGCGAAAGAGUGCAGUAACGAGCUAAGAACUGAUUCAAUACUCUUUCUACAUGUAUCAAGAUUAAAAAUCAGUUGGUGAUGGCACAAAAACUGGAAGCCAUAGGUAGCACAAAUGGCUUUACAUUCGAUGAUGGAUCUGACCAUGACAGUGUUUCCAAGAUUUUUGUUGGAGGUGGUCUUCAGGGAAUUCUUUACAUGGAAUUUGAAUAUGUAAGGAGUGGACAGCUUAAAUUUGGAUCACUCGUUGGUCGCCGUCAUAGAGGUUUCAUAGAGACGUUUGAGAUUAACCAUGUCAAAAAUGAACAUCUCGAAUCUGUAGAAGGUUACUACGAUCAUGAAUCCGGUUACAUUCAAGGACUUCAGUUCAAAACUAAUUUCAGAGUUUCAGAACUGAUUGGAUAUGAAAAGGGUAAUAAGUUUACACUUGAAGUCAAGGGAAAAAAGAUCAGUAGCUUUCAUGGAUAUAUGAGGAAGAGAAACAUCAUCGCCCUUGGAGCAUACUUCACUAUGAUUCUUCCUAGUAGACUGGACGUGAAAGGCGGCAAGGGAGGCCAUCAGUGGGAUGAUGGAGCUAACCAUGACGGUGUAACAAAAAUUCAUGUACGAGGUGGUUUUGACGGCAUUCAAUAUAUCAAAUUUAAUUAUGUCAAGAAUGGAGAAACCCAAGAUGGACCAAUCCAUGGUAUCUCCGGUAGCGGUUUCACACAGACGUUUGAGAUAAACCAUUUCAACGAUGAACAUUUGGUUUAUGUUGAGGGUUACUACGACGAUGAAUCUGGUGUAAUUCAAGCACUUCAAUUCAAAACUAACCUCAAGACUUCAGAUGUUUUAGGAUAUGAAAAGGGUAAGAAGUUUUUACUAGCAGACAAAGGUAAGAAAAUCAUUGGCUUUCAUGGAUACGCUGACAAGAAUCUCAAUUCUCUUGGAGCAUACUUCACAACGGUUUCUCUUACCAAAUCCGAACGCCAUGGUGGUUCUGAAGGCGUAUACUGGGAUGAUGGUGUUUUCGAAAGCAUAAGAACGGUGUAUGUUAGUUAUGAUACCAAUAACGUAAAGAGUAUCACGUUUCACUAUCACAACCGCACAGUUAUAGAGCGUCAACAUGGGUGGCAGACUAUACAAGAUGAUUUAGAAGAAGAAGAGUUUGAGCUCGACUAUCCAAAUGAAGUGAUUACAUAUGUUGAGGGGACUUUCAAAAGAUUUGGGCCUGGCAAGACGAGGGUAACGUCAUUGAUUUUCAAAUCAUCUGAAGGGAGAACCUCUCCGUCAUUUGGAGUAGUGUAUGGUACCAAAUUUGUGCUAGAGAAAAAAGGUUGUGCUGUGGUUGGGUUUCAUGGACGGCAUGAUGAUCGAGAUCUUGUUUCUAUUGGAGCCUAUUUUUCUCCAAUGCCUCCUCCUACUGCAGAGAAAUUACGAGCACAAGGUGGUCUUCGAGGAGAAUCAUGGGACGAUGGUGUUUUCGAUAGUGUUAGAAAGUUAUACGUUGGACAAGGUGAUAAUGGUGUUGCAUUCCUUAAGGUUGUGUACGGGAGGGACACUCGUAUUGUUAUUGGUGAAGAUCAUGGAAACACAACACCACUUGAAGUCAAAGAGUUUGAGCUCGAAUAUCCAAGUGAAUACAUUACAGCCGUGGAUGGUUGUUAUGACAAAGUAAUUGGAAGUGAAGUUGAAGUUAUAACUAUGCUUAGGUUUACAACGAACAAACAAACAUCUAUUCCCGUAGGAUUCCUAUCUACCUCGAGCUUUUUACUGUACAAAGAUGGCUUUAAAAUUGUUGGAUUCCAUGGAAAGUCAAGUAACAUGAUUAAUCAACUUGGGGUCCAUGUUCUGCCCUUCACUUAUUAAUCACCUUCUGAUCUCACAUGUUGAUUAUUGUCUUAUUUAUGCAACAUCUCACGUGAAACUAUUUCAAUAAAGAAACAUGUUUCGACCUGUGUUGUACAUACUCAUGAUUAUUUAAAAUCAUGUGUGAUAGUUUAAUUUGGUAAAUAACUACUGUAAAAGUUUAACUAUAUAAAUUGAAUCCGUUUUAUUUUGGUACAAAAUAUUUUGGAAAAAUUUCACUUUUACCACGUUGUUGGUAUCAUUAUUUAUGUCUACCUCA